AGCAACGACGACCAUCCAUAGUCUGGGCGAUGACCUGAGCCUACAUCGAAAACACGCUGUCAACGUCGGCAAACCGAUCUCGAUUUCGACUCUCAUGCACAGUGGACGAGCUCAAGUUCUGUGCUACCCUGACAUUUACUACGGUCGCUCUCUGCUUUCUGCCCUGCAUGUGGAGUUGAAGUUGCGCGCUAUAGAACCUGUCGCAGAUCGCGCACAUACCAGUCGUAUACAAAAUCGACACUCUCUCGACCUUUCAUCUACCGUGGCGCCUUUGCUACGAAGGGCACAUGGCUGCCAUUAACCACGCGUCCUCGCCGGCACCCAACGGCUUGCCCAAUGCAAGUCCCGCGCGCGGUACUGCGCAGCCACUACCUCACAUUGAUGAUGUAACCGCAGCGCCUCGCGACAUUGACGGGAGCCAGAGCAUCAAGAAGCUUUUGGAACAAUGCGAGUCCUCCCUGAAGACUGCUGAGUUGAUGCGCGAGUUCAACAAGGAUGUGCAGGCACUCCAAGGAUACUUGCGCUCGUACAUCAUUGCGGUCCAAACGAUCGAGGGGCACCGUGAUUACCCCGAAAUUCAACACAACCAGAGCAGCCAGCUGCACAAAAAGCAUAUAGCCCUUUUGCAGCAAAUCAAAAGCCUGUGGCCUCAGUACGAUGGCAUCAAGAAGAAAAUCAUCGAGAACAACCGUAUCACGGGAGUUCAGCGAUCUGUGCCCCGGCCUAGCUCAGCCUCUUCCUCUCACAGCAACGGUUCUGUCAAACCUUCGAAUCAACAGCUGGAUGGUGUUGCUCCGGUGCCGGCAAGAAAACCAGAGGUGCGCCCAAAGCCUCAGGCCCUACAUGGCAAUGCUUUAAAGAGCAAUCAUGCGCGUGCAUCUUCAGCGAGCAGCGAUUUAUUAGCCGCUCGGUUUGCGAAAUUACAAGGCCCGGCAGCUUCACCAGGGCAGGAUCCACGAAUCAAGACGCACGCGUUCGCACACCCUCUCAAGCCCGUCGGCCCACGAGAGAUGCCGCCAGGACAACUGAAAAGGCCCAACAUUGGCAUCGACAGCUCGGUCCCCUCUCUUCCUCAGAUGCCCAAUGCUAUUUACAGUCCUGUACGCGGCAAUAUGUCAGAAGAGUCGGUCCGCAUGCCGAGCAGCACGCCCCGAGGGUUCAGUCGGACGGGCUCCAGUACAUCGGUAUCCUGCAGUCCAAGUGCAUCAUCCCUGCCACCCAGCAAAGACUACUUUACACCCGUAUACUCAAACUCGAUCACUUCAGAGCCUGCGGCGCCGACCAAUGGCGUAUUCAAGGAAUCUUCUGCAGCUUCGUCCCCUCGGCACUCUGUGGACCUAGCGAAGCGUACGAUAGACGCCGAGGAGCUUUUCAAGGCCAUGAAGAGCAAAAACAUUCUCAUCAUUGACAUUCGCUCCCGGGAACAGUUCGAUGACAGCCACAUUAUGUCCAGGUCCAUCAUCUGCAUCGAGCCGGACAUCUUGACGAGGCCGGACUUGAAUGCGGACGACAUUGCCGAGAGCCUGGUCCUAUCGCCAGGGCAAGACCAAACCUUGUUUGAGAGAAGGGAUGAGUUUGACCUUGUCGUCUUCUAUGAUGAUACAUCGAAAGGAUAUCCAGUGGUGGCGCGAACAGCAGACGAGAUUGCUAUCAUGUCUUUGCACCGGGCAUUGGUUCAUCUCAGCUAUGCCCGUGAACUCAAGCAAACUCCCUUGCUCUUGAAGGGUGGCCUCGAAGCCUGGGCCGAUCUUCUGGGCCCGCGAGGGCUGGAUUCGACGAGUGAUUCUAGCACAAAUGCUGCUAGCCUGCGCAUCAACCGCACAAAGUCAAAGUACAGAGCGCGACCCAUGGCUCCAGACGACGUAAGGGCAUGGCAAGAAAAGCUGAGAACCGAAGAAUUGGAGAAGGCUGCUUCAACCGAGCACUACAGGACUACAGAAGAUUUCUUGCGCAGGUUCCCAGACGUGAGCAGGGAACCAGAGGACAUGUCGUCCGCUGCCGUUCCCGAGUUACCACGCCAGCCGGCAGGACCGCCGAGGCCUGUAAAGCCUCUCGAGUACCAGCCAGGCAGGCAUGCUGUCGAGGGCCUACCCGCUCCUCUCACGCAACCGAAGCCAGCUGUGUCACGGCCAAACCACAGCGGUAACGCCAUAAGCUCAGACCCGCACGAUGGCGUUUCCAACAGAGAUGCGGGCGCCCAAGUAGCGUCAGCACGGUCAACUAAACCGUUCGAUCAGAUGACCACGAAGAAGGAAAGGGUAUAUACCGGCCUGAACAACCCGCACAACUGGUGUUACGCGAACAGUGUCCUCCAGUCGCUGAUUGUCUCGAGCAUUGGCAGAGAACUGCUGUAUACUGAUUGGGCACAAACAUACAAAGUACCACGGAAGAAGGGAGAGCAGUCGGAUCAGGCUCAACUGAUGACACAGAUUCUGUCAACUUUGUUUCAUUGGAUGGAGACAGGUAACUUCGAAGUGAUGAAGGCUUCAACUUUGAUGAACUACACGCGAUCUAUUACGACGCACGACAAGAGCAAAGAAGUGCUCGGUGACUCACACCAGCACGACGCCCAUGAAUUCAUGAGCUUCGUCUUGGAUGAACUAGACAGAGAAACCAACAGGCAAAGACACAUACUUGCCUUUGACUUGGACAAACCCCUCGAUAUGCGCAACAAGUCAGUCCUCGACGGUGCGCUGGAGUACUGGUCGAAAUACUGCGACUCCUCGCGGUCCAUCAGUGAUCAACAUUGUGGGCUUAUGGAAGUCCAGUCGGUAUGCUGUCAAACGUGCAAGACCACGACUUACAGAUGGGGGGUCAUCAAGCAGCUCGUCCUGUACCUCAGUGAGCGUGACGCGCAAGACCGCGAGCUCACGCUACAGAAGUUGAUCCGCCGUUACACUGCUCCAGAGGAAUUGACGGGUUUCCACUGCGACGCAUGCCGGGCGGGAGACAGGACAGCGACGAUCCAGCGGGCCUUCCCCCGCAUGCCGGCGUUGCUGCUCGUCACGAUUCAGAGAUAUGGUAUUUCUCGCCAGAGCAAGAUCAUGGCCGAGGUAACAUGGGAUCUUGACACGCUGGACAUGGCACCUUUCCACCCCCGGCCGAAUGCAGUCCCUGACAAGAUGCGAACUGACGACAAGGCGUUCAUUGGACCCUUCAAGUACGAAUGCGUAGCCGUCGUGGAGCACUACGGUGAUACGACCAACUCGGGCCACUACACGGCAUAUGUGCGCGACCCGCGCACCCACGGGUCUGCGUGGCUGUAUUGCGACGAUGCUAGGAUCACCAAGGCCAACUUGCAGGGCCACCAUGCGAAUAAGGUUUUUAGAGAUGGCUCUCGUACUCCGUACGUGGCAUUGUUUAGGAUGAAGAGCGGAUCUUGAAGUGUCGAUCAGGCGUGAGCGCUUCGUUGCGGAUUUGGACAG
Messenger RNA from Emericellopsis atlantica, 3425 nucleotides. RefSeq lists its product as uncharacterized. Gene Ontology annotation, biological process: protein deubiquitination. Gene Ontology annotation, molecular function: cysteine-type endopeptidase activity; cysteine-type deubiquitinase activity. The record is from RefSeq and is a predicted model, not a curated record. The transcript has 2 exons. Lineage: Eukaryota; Fungi; Ascomycota; Sordariomycetes; Hypocreales; Bionectriaceae. Bases 288 to 3383 code for a protein of 1031 amino acids. Gene Ontology annotation, cellular component: nucleus; cytosol.